Fomitiporia mediterranea MF3/22 is the source of this 529-nucleotide messenger RNA. Its product is annotated as glycosyl transferase. Gene Ontology annotation, cellular component: extrinsic component of endoplasmic reticulum membrane; UDP-N-acetylglucosamine transferase complex. Gene Ontology annotation, biological process: dolichol-linked oligosaccharide biosynthetic process. The annotation marks the transcript as partial. NCBI's taxonomy places the organism in Eukaryota, Fungi, Basidiomycota, Agaricomycetes, Hymenochaetales, Hymenochaetaceae. The record is from RefSeq and is a predicted model, not a curated record. The transcript has 3 exons. Gene Ontology annotation, molecular function: hexosyltransferase activity.
GAAUGCGUGCAUUCCUAACUGUCGGCUCUACGUUCUUCAAUGAGCUCGUAGACGCAGUGCUCUCUCCGUCAGUCUUGCAGGCACUGUCCAAUAAGGGCUUCGAAAAGCUUGUCAUUCAGUGCGGUACAUAUCAAUUCAAGUCGAAGUCGAACAGCGGCAACAGUACUCAAGAACUCUGGAGUUGGUCUGAACACGGUGUCGAAAUCGAAGCAUGGCGAUAUAAACCAACUUUGAAAGAGGAGUAUGAAGUUGCGAAUCUAGUUAUAAGCCAUGCAGGCUCUGGAACUAUUCUCGACGUCCUGAGAUUGGGAAAACCCAUGAUUGUUGUACCCAACCCCUCUUUACUGGAUAAUCACCAAAGUGACCUUGCUUCUGAACUUGACAAGCUCGGACAUUUGAAAGCGAGUACUACUCAGACAUUAGCACAAGAUAUCGAGACCUUUGCGAUGAAUAGUUUAGUUCCGUUCCCACCCAUGGACCAGUCCAAGUUCCGUGAUAUUCUGGAUGAAGAGAUGGGCUUCCUAUGAAC